CGUAUGAAACCAGAAUAAACAGAUUAAAUUUUAGUAUGCAACCUUAGCUGUUCGACCCAUCGAAAAACUGGUUCUCGUUGGCUCCUAACCAUCUAUCGUGAUCAUCGUAUACGGAAAAGGAAUUUCCGAUUUUUAACUACCAAAACUAUGAACCUAAUAUGACAAUCCUAACUUAUCAAAGCCAACUAAUUCAUCGAAUGUGGGGUAAAAAAAAAAAAACAAACAAAAGAAACUUACCUUCUCCUUAAAGAAAAACUAAUUGUUCAAUUUUAUCUCCUAAUAGUUUCUCCUCAGCCCUUAAUCACUAACCGUGAAGAAGCUGCUUUCUCACAUUAGCCACAGAAAAGCUCAACAGCCCAACCAUGGAAACUGAAACUCGAUGAACCAAAAAACAAUACACUGCCCGAACUUCGCUUUAUUAUGUGUUCUUCCGCAGCACCGGAAAGACAGGAAGUCACAAAUCGGAAUCCCACAUUGUCACUACUGUUAUUUCUCGAGUUCUGACAGUACAGAUUAUUGGAAGAAGUUCGAACCGAUGGGUUGCGGGAAAUCAAAGCUUAACGCUGUUGCCACAGGAAACACCACCAGCCGCAGCAGCAGCAGCAGCAGCAAGAGAUUGAAUGCUGCAGAGAGCAGCGUCGCAAAAAGCAGCAGCAAGAAAUUCAAGCCUGCGUUGUCCAAGAAGAGCAUAAAUAUGGAGAAUUUGACCCAGAAGGUCCCGAACUUGAUCGCCGCCGAUGCUGCCCCAGAACGGGUUCUGCAAACCAAAGAGGAAAAUAAAGGAGGAGAAAAACAGGGGAGUGGCAGCAUGAACGAGUCAGAGGACAAUGUUGGAGCUGUCGCUGGGGUAGAAGUAGAGGCCAUAACAAAAAAUCCCGAGCCAAAAGGAGGAGAAAAGAAAGAAAUGAAGAAAGCCGAAGAAGCCGGACAAGUUGCUAAUAAUGGUCAGAAAGUUGUGGAGGGAGCUGCAGGAGCAUUGGUAGGUGGGGACUCUGAGCCGAAAGAAGAAGAGAAGGGAGAAACCACGAAAGCCGAAGAAGCUGGAGGAGUUGCUAAUGGUCAGAAAGGUGCGGAGGGAGCUGCAGGAACAUCGGUCGUUGGUGACUCCCAGCCGAAAGAAGAAGAGAAGGGGGAAACCGUGAAAGCCAAAGAAGCUGGAGGAGUUGCUAAUGGUGAGGAAACUGUGGAAGGAGCUGCAGGAACAGUGAUAGGCGGGGACUUGCCAAAUCACUCCUCAGAUGAGGAAGCAAGCAAGGGGGUCGGCUCCAAGGGGCAACCGGAGAACAACUCACCAAGGCACGAGAUGGGUAAGGAAAGGAAUUCCGGAGAGAUUGCAAAGGCAGCAGAGGACGUGGAGGAGAAAGCUUCGGUCGAGAAAACAAAAGAGGACAACCCGACUGAAGCCGACAAGAAAGAAGAAAAAGCUCCCCUCGAGGAAACAAAGGAGAACAACUUGAUCAAUGAAGCCGAGCAAGAAGCAAAAGCUGGAGAGGACAAGGAUUCGACUCCCGCUCAGGAGAAUGGGGUUACCUCAGCAGCUGAAGAGAACAAGACUGCCUGAAACGAAGACUUGGCAUCACAGAGAUGUCAAAAGCAUCACAUAAACAUGAUCAAAAGUUAUGUUUUAAGAUUUGUUAUAGUAUAAAAGAUGUAGCUCCCGUCAAUAUCAACCGAGAUCAUUCAGUAAGGUCUAAAGAGCAAAUGCAGCAGAUUGUAUAGCAUUGUCUAAUUAUUGACCAAAGCCCAUGGUUGUUGCCUCUCCAUUGCACAACGUGUUCUAAAAAGUAAACUGGAAAAUUGCUGCUA
Punica granatum (pomegranate) is the source of this 1806-nucleotide messenger RNA. NCBI's taxonomy places the organism in Eukaryota, Viridiplantae, Streptophyta, Magnoliopsida, Myrtales, Lythraceae. The record is from RefSeq and is a predicted model, not a curated record.